Messenger RNA from Scheffersomyces coipomensis, 1007 nucleotides. RefSeq lists its product as uncharacterized. Bases 102 to 761 code for a protein of 219 amino acids. NCBI's taxonomy places the organism in Eukaryota, Fungi, Ascomycota, Pichiomycetes, Serinales, Debaryomycetaceae. The record is from RefSeq and is a predicted model, not a curated record. The transcript has a single exon.
UUUUUGGCUCGUUUGCCUCAAAACCAAAGCCUUCAAAUCAAAUUUACAACACACACUGUGAUAUAUUAUACAAAUAGCCAGUGAAGAAUCAGAUCAACAAGAUGUCAACCACCACAGUAGCCAACAUAGAUAGUGAAAAGCAGUUUGCCGAAACAUACGUAAAGUUAAUUGCUUUAUCGAAUGAUGCUGCUCCAAGUCAAUUUAAUUCCACGUCAGACUACCACAAGUUGGAAUCGUUAGGGCCAAGUUUACCCAAAUUUAAAUUCUCUUUACCUAAGUCAGAAUCAAAGAAUAAAGGAUUAAAAGUAAAUUUGAAGUUCAAAUCAAUCAAGCCACCAUAUAAAUUCACUGCUGAAUUAAACAAUGUUCAUAUUUCCACCACCAUUCUUAAAGUCAAAUCUGAUUUAAUAGACUCGUUGCCUUUAUUGAAGGAUGGAAACAUAACACCAGUUAAUCUUAAAGUGUUACAUAAAUCCAAGGUAGUGCAAGAUGGUUCUGAAUUGUCAUCUAUCUACAACCAAGAAUCAGAAAUCACUUUCAGUUGUUUGGUUUCGGCUCCUACAGUGACCGCAACAACUCCAGCAGCUACAACUGAGGAAGUGGCAGAUAUAGAAAUGACAAAUGCUGAAACUGAAACCUCAACUAAAUCAUUACAAGUUUCUGAUUCCACUUGGAACAAAAUAUAUGAGUUAUUGGUUCAAGAUGUAGGACAGGCAAAUGCUCAUAUAGUUCAAACAAAAUUUAAAGAAAGUUUACAGUAAAUAAAUAGAACAACUUUAUUUACAAUAGUUAUAUAUAUAUAUAUUAAUUAAUAAAUAGAUAUGUCAUUAUGUCAUUAUGUAAAGGUUGUAUGAAUCAGUGAUAUCCUAUGUCUUGUUACUUAGAAGCAUACUUUUUGAUUAAUAAAUCUUUCAAAGUAUGACCUUCAGGUCUAUUCAUUCUUCUUUCAUGCACAUAAAAAGCACCUAACCCUAUAGCUAUACCAAACAAUGGAUCAACCGUUCGAG